AUUCGUGGCAAAACCCAAAAUACGCCGUAUGAAUAGAUUAUAUUAUUGUCCGGCUUUAAAAAAACAAAAUACUAUGAGUGUUCAUAAACAUUUGAAGGUGAUUGAGUGACUGGUCCAAGUGGUAGGUGCAGGUCACAAACCCAUGCGGGAAUAGGACAUGACAAUGUUCUCAAGGGUCACCUCACUUGUCCUGGGUCUUCUCUAUGUCCUUGUCCACUUCUUGUACCACAUAUUGUCCCACAUUGUGGAUGAAGUUGGCUGGAACGUCAGGCAGAUUUGUAAUCGCCUUCUCACCUGCCUCCCUGCCCACUCGACCCACGGCCAGCUCGCAAGCAUUUUCCACACCCUGAGGUUGCGGCUGCGGGCGGAUAAGAGGAAAACGCCCACACAUUUGGGAGUGGUUGUGUUUCCGAGAGAACAUUUGGGACCCCUCGAAACCUUGCUGACCAACUUAAAAGGGGUUGUAAGGAAGUGGGGUCAUCACAACAGUGAAACCCAAUUGUCCCCAUCCCACGCUGACCUUCCCGCUGGGCAGCCUCCAGCCCAUGUUGUUGAUCUCCAAGCUUUAGCCAAAGUGGUGUCCUAUGCGUGGAUAGCGGAUAUCCCCAUCGUCAGUUUAUAUGAUCAUAGUGGGUACAUCAAGUCAAAUUACAAGCAACUUAUACAUUACGUGCAAGAAGAAAUAAGUCAUAACCUUUGGGUUGUUCAGGAACGAACAGUCCUACUUCCUAAAAUUAACAUACACAAUGUCGUCGUCCACGAUAAACGCAGUAACAACAACGGUUACAUUAAUAAUGGCCAUAGUAUGAACGGUGUCAUGAAAAAUGGGAAUUUGCCAUUAAACGAUCAAGAGAUUCUAAAUGUAUGCAUUUUUGGAAGUGACGAUGGGAAAAAAGCGAUUAUACAAACUUGUAAAGACUUGUACCACGAGUUCGUUCAUUCCAAUUCGUCAUCUAAUAAUAUUUCUCAAAAGAUUAAAGAGAUGGACGAGAGAGUAGUAGAUGCAAAUAUUAAUUGCUCAGUUAAUUUAAAAUUUAUUUCCUCUGAUGAUGGUCGUACCCUGAAAUCUGAACCAGACCUUUUGAUAGCGUUGGGAAAGGUAGUUUCAACGACAGGGUUUCUUCCUUGGCAAAUACGUCUUACAGAAAUGCACUGGCUACCACCAUUGAAGCGAUUUGGCGAAAGAGACUUUCUCCAAUGCAUGUUAAAAUAUGCUAAUUGUCACCAAAGAUUUGGAACAUAAAAAAUUUGUGACCAUUCCGAAAUAGUAAAGAACGAAACAAAAUUA
This is a messenger RNA of Folsomia candida, 1288 nucleotides long. RefSeq names its product dehydrodolichyl diphosphate synthase complex subunit nus1. Gene Ontology annotation, molecular function: ditrans,polycis-polyprenyl diphosphate synthase [(2E,6E)-farnesyl diphosphate specific] activity. Bases 158 to 1243 code for a protein of 361 amino acids. The record is from RefSeq and is a predicted model, not a curated record. The transcript is spliced from 5 exons. Gene Ontology annotation, cellular component: dehydrodolichyl diphosphate synthase complex; endoplasmic reticulum membrane. Lineage: Eukaryota; Metazoa; Arthropoda; Collembola; Entomobryomorpha; Isotomidae.